Molecule: messenger RNA, 1828 nt
Organism: Pygocentrus nattereri (red-bellied piranha)
Lineage: Eukaryota; Metazoa; Chordata; Actinopteri; Characiformes; Serrasalmidae
Gene: rbms1b
Product: RNA-binding motif, single-stranded-interacting protein 1
Exons: 14
Coding region: 266-1450 (394 amino acids)
Cellular component (GO): nucleus; cytosol; ribonucleoprotein complex
Molecular function (GO): poly(A) binding; mRNA 3'-UTR binding; poly(U) RNA binding
Source: RefSeq, a predicted model, not a curated record
ACAGCCAAGUUGAGCUCGGCCGUAGGAGAUCUGCUCACUGCACGCCAGCGCACAGCGCUUUUUCCCUGCGCUUCAGCGGAGUGAAUAAGUGUAAAAGUGAGCUUCGGUAACAGCGUUGACAGGACUCUAUGUUUUGUAAAAUCAAAUGUACAACUUUGCCAGCCCUUUAUCUCUUGGACUCUAGCGCUUACAGCAAGCAAGCGACGGACAACAACUGACAGGGAAUCAGCUUCACAUCGGAAAAGUCGAUACUUACAAUUCGAGAAUGAUUUUUGCGAAUUCUGGCAACCCGCUGAGAACUACGUAUCGUAAACAGCCCCCUGUUGGCCCCUCGUCCCAGCCCAUGGCCCCACCCAGCCCCGGAACCAACAGCAGCACCAAUCAGAGCAGCAGUAGCAGCAGUACGGCAGGCUGGGAGCAGCUCAGUAAAACCAACCUGUAUAUCCGGGGGUUGCCCCCAGCAACCACCGACCAUGACCUGGUCAAGCUCUGCCAGCCUUAUGGCAAAAUUGUAUCAACGAAGGCUAUCCUGGAUAAGACUACGAACAAGUGCAAAGGUUAUGGCUUUGUGGACUUUGACAGCCCUGCUGCUGCACAGAAAGCCGUCAACGCUCUAAAAACCAGCGGCGUGCAGGCACAGAUGGCAAAGCAACAGGAGCAGGACCCCACUAACCUGUACAUAUCAAAUCUGCCACUCUCAAUGGAUGAGCAGGAGCUUGAGGCUAUGCUGAAGCCCUUCGGUCAAGUGGUCUCUACGCGCAUUCUCCGGGACGCUAACGGGUCUAGCCGGGGAGUUGGAUUUGCCAGAAUGGAGUCCACAGAAAAAUGUGAUGCUGUUAUUUCUCACUUCAAUGGAAAGUUUCUCAAGACACCAGCUGGAGUAAUGGCCCCUAGUGAGCCACUGCUGUGUAAGUUUGCUGAUGGAGGGCAGAAAAAGCGACAGAGCCAAAAUAAAUACAUGGCGAAUGGACGAGCGUGGGCCAGAGAUGGAGAGGCUAGACUUGCUGGAAUGACACUCACAUAUGACCCCACUGCUGCAGCUAUGCAGAAUGGAUUCUAUCCCACCCCUUACAGCAUUACUAACCGAAUGAUCGCCCAGACAGCCAUGUCACCAUACAUCUCCCCAGUGUCCACAUAUCCGGUGCAGAAUCCAUCUUGGGUCACUCACCAGCCCUACAUUAUGCAACAUCCGGGAGCUGUAAUAUCGCCCUCUAUGGAUCCCUCCAUGUCACUGCAGCCAACGUCCAUGAUGAGCCCCCUCACGCAGCAGAUGAGUCACCUUUCUCUGGGCAGCACAGGAGCGUUCAUGCCAGCUAACGCAGUGAUGCAGGGCGCAUACAUCCCUCAGUACACUCCUAUGCAGCCUGCUGCAGUGGAGGAAAACAGCCCUCAGCCCCAGGUGGAGUCAGCUGGUGACCAUUCUCCGUACACCUACCAACAAACCAAGUGAUGAAGAGGACCCUCAGCGCUCAGGAGACCGUGAGGGGAUUCUGCUUCUACAAUCAUGCUUCCUCUAACGGAUUAAGCUCGACCAUUCGAUCGACGUUUGCACAGGUUCUACGAUGAGUUUCCUCUGUUUUUAAAACAACUAUCCAGACUAUUUUUGGUAUAAGUUCUAUGAGGUGCAAAUAAAAUAUUAAUUUCAUCCAAGGAUGCUAGCUAUCGAAGAAGAAAAUGACAAAAGGAAAAAACUAAGUUUUAUUUUAAUAAAAAGAACGUUUAUUUUUACCAAGGAAUCGUCACAUGGUUGCAAGAACUCAAAGGAUCAUGUGAUUUGACGUGAAUGGUAGCAGAGGUGUCCAUUGUUAAUAUUUUUUAUGAUUUCAGA